Penicillium paradoxum is the source of this 1167-nucleotide messenger RNA. Its product is annotated as mannitol-1-phosphate 5-dehydrogenase. Gene Ontology annotation, biological process: mannitol catabolic process. The transcript has a single exon. The coding region runs from base 1 to 1167 and encodes 388 amino acids. Gene Ontology annotation, molecular function: mannitol-1-phosphate 5-dehydrogenase activity. Gene Ontology annotation, cellular component: cytosol. The record is from RefSeq and is a predicted model, not a curated record. Lineage: Eukaryota; Fungi; Ascomycota; Eurotiomycetes; Eurotiales; Aspergillaceae.
AUGGAGAAGAAAGCUAUUCAUUUCGGUGGUGGUAACAUCGGCCGUGGUUUCGUCGCAGAGUUCCUCCACACGGCGGGCUAUGAGGUCGUCUUCGUUGAUGUGAUGGACAAUAUCAUCAACGCUCUCCAGAACAGCAAGACCUAUGAAGUCACUGAAGUCAGCAACGAGGGCGAGACCACCAAGACCAUCACCGACUACCGUGCAAUCAACUCCAAAACCCAUGAGAGCGAUGUCAUCCAGGAGAUCUCCACCGCAGAUAUCGUGACUUGCGCCGUGGGUCCUAAUAUCCUCAAGUUCAUCGCCCCCGUGAUUGCCAAGGGCAUUGAUGCCCGCACUGACGCCACGCCGCUGGCUGUCAUUGCAUGUGAGAACGCCAUCGGCGCCACCGAUACCCUGCACGGUUUCAUCAAGGACCACACCUCCCAAGACCGUCUGGACUCGUUGCCAGACCGAGCCCGCUUUGCCAACUCGGCGAUCGACCGUAUUGUCCCCGCCCAGGCUGCGGACAGUGGUCUCAACGUGCGCAUCGAGAAGUUCUACGAAUGGGUUGUGGAGUCGACGCCAUUCGGCGAGCAUGGCCACCCCGAAAUCGCCGCUAUCCACUGGGUGGACAACCUAGAGCCCUACAUUGAGCGCAAGCUGUUCACUGUCAACACCGGUCACGCCACUGCAGCCUACUAUGGUUACAAUGCCGGCAAGAAGACCAUUGCUGAAUCCCUUGAAGAUCCCCGCAUCCGCGACAUUGUCCGUAAUGUGCUUCAAGAGACUGCCUCCCUCAUCGUCGACAAGCAUGAAAUCAGCGCUGCCGCGCAGCAGGAGUACGUCGAAACCAUCAUCGCCCGAAUCUCAAACCGCCAUCUUGAGGACAGUGUCGAGCGUGUAGGGCGCGCCCCGAUGCGCAAAUUGUCCCGCAAGGAGCGAUUCAUCGGCCCGGCUGGGCAGCUGGCCGAGCGUGGAGGAAAGUUCGAGUCCCUCUUGGGCUCUGUCGAGAUGGCUCUGCGCUUCCAGAAUGUGGAAGGUGACGAGGAAAGUGUAGAACUGGCCCAGAUCCUCAAGGAGAACUCGCCUGCCGACGCUGCUGUCAGAUUGACCGGCUUGGACCGAGACCACCCUCUAUUCCCCCAUGUGGUCAAGGUCGUGGACGACGUACAAUCCGACGCAAAGUAG